Molecule: messenger RNA, 1912 nt
Organism: Mytilus californianus (California mussel)
Lineage: Eukaryota; Metazoa; Mollusca; Bivalvia; Mytilida; Mytilidae
Exons: 5
Coding region: 1-396 (131 amino acids)
Source: RefSeq, a predicted model, not a curated record
AUGAAGUAUAAGAUACAGAACAAAGUGGAAGAAAUCGCUGACGAAGCCAUUGACUACACGUCUGAUUACUCAUCAGGUAUAGAAAUAGAAGAAUUAACAGAUGAAGAAUUUUCUGAAAAUAGUGACUAUAUAACUUGUCCAUCGUCAGUUAGAUUGGAAAGCGCACCAAUACAGUGUUAUGUGGGACACUCAUUUGAAUCAAGUCUAGAAAAAUUGCGAUUAAUGAUGAUGGAGCAGAAUUUUGACGGGAGAGAGAAACUCCGUAUACAGAUAAUAUUUAAGGAAGAGCGUGAUAUGAAAUGGACUACUGAUAUUCUCAAUUCUUUCAAAGAAGAAAAUAACGAUCGCUUCAGUGGAAUAGAAUUCUUCCAUGUAUCCAGCAUCAAUAAAGGCUGAAAGAAACUCCAUUAUGUACCAAAAACAAUAUUGAGGCUUAGUUUCAAUAGACAAUAUAUGACUACAAAUGUAUUACUUUGCUGGGUCAAGUUUUAUAGAUUAUGCGAAAUAUAUUAGUCUUAAAAAAUGUAUCAAAUAUAACUUUCAUCUCAUUUUCUUUUUCUAUUGUUACAUUCAAACAAUAAUAUGAUUUGUUUCAAGAUAAUUUUACAUUAUAUAAAUAGAGAUCCAUAAUUUAAUCAACUUAGUUCUUUCAAUUAUUGUACACUGAAAGGACAAAUGAUUAUAAUAGUUGUAUUGUAACCUUAAAUCAAGGAUUUUAAUUAGAAGGAACAAUAUCAAUGUUGAAUAUACACAAUUGCAUCUUAAGAAUUUGAAUAAUAAUGAAUUUUGGUUUUAUGUUCCUACUUUAUUUUUAUUUCAUUUUGGGAUUAUUGUUUUUCCAAGUUGGUUGUAAUAGUAUUGGAUUCUGAUUUUGGCUUUGGUCGCCACUAACAGUAAAGAGUUGUUCGACAUUUUUUGAAUUGUACAUCAAAUAAUUUUUGGAUCUUGUUAUAUCAUAUAUAUAUAUAUGAAAGAUUUUAGAACAAACUUGAAAGGUUAUUGCAGAUAAUUUCUACAAAUAUCCCCAUGAGGGGCAUAAAUUUAAAACAAAAUAUAUCCCCGAAUAUACUAGAAGAUAAGAAGCAAUAUUUCUGAAAUUCAAGUGCAUUAAUUUCUGGUAUGCAAUUUAUUACAAUGUCCUGUUGUUAUUGAGUCAAAAAUAUUCGAAAACACUUGAUGCACUUGUGCAUUUCUAGAAUUAUUUUUUUGUAAGUGUUGCUUGUCGUGAAAUACUGUUUAGUGGAUAUAUUUCCUUUGGGAUUUAGCCAAAAGCUGUUGACCAAAACACUCACGAAACAUCUAUGAAUUUGAAAGAGCAACAUUCAAAUUUAGCUGGCUUGUUGUUGUUAACAAUGAACAACCCCAAGGACAUAUAUAGCAUAGAAAUACAAAUGUAUAGAUUCAAAAGUGAAUAUUGCUAAUAAGUAAAAGCAUCUUUAGUAAUGUGUCCUUAUUACAAAAAUAAAUAGCAUUCAUAUAUACACAAGUAAUUUCUUUAUUUCACUGAGAUAUAAGAUGUCAGAAUAGAUAAUUUCUAACCCUUUUUUUAAGAAUACUAUAGACAGAAACACAAGUAUGUAUAUAAUAUACAUAUCUACAAUUCAACCUCAAAAUUUGAAAAAAAAUCAAUACAUAUUAAGCCAUAACAAUUUCAGGUUUUCUUUUGCAAAUUAUUUAUCUGUGUGUUGUAUUUUAUACUUUUUCCAGCAUGUAUUAACGGUUGCCAGUUUAUGAUAUGCAAAAGUAUGUAAUGGAUCAUUAUACUAAUUUUAGUGUAAACUACAGCUUUACAAUGAAAAAGAUUUUUCGUUGGUUUUUGAAUUAAUUUUAUGUGUUUCAAUUUUGAUUUGUUGAUUUUGUUUUUCUUAUUAAAUGAAUUAUGAAUAUGUAAAAUUAAAGUGUUUCCGAAAAA